AUGGAGACAGAGGAGGAAGCAUCUGGACAGAUGACGGACGAGAUUUACACGAACGACGUUGAUGAUGAGUCGCUGUCGCAGCAGCAACAACGUAGACUGAUUAUCAGUGGCGAGCAACUCGAUAUCGACGCGUACGCCUACACGAACGGCGUUGAUGAUGAGUCGAUUAUCAAUGGCGAGCAACUCGAUAUCGACGCAUACGCCGCCGUAUACAUAGGUCGUACUAAAAUUUCGCGCUUGAUAUUCAUCGCCGACAAAUGUGGCAAUGUUUCGAUGCAGUUAGAGGCGCUUCGAAUGGCUUAUGACGAGAUUGAGAAGGGAGAAAACACACAGUUGUUUAGGGAAGUUGUUCACAAAAUCGAUGGACGAUUGGGUCCGAAUUACAGUUUGGAUUCGGGUUAG
Messenger RNA from Lactuca saligna, 402 nucleotides. The record is from the annotation of a GenBank genome assembly. Lineage: Eukaryota; Viridiplantae; Streptophyta; Magnoliopsida; Asterales; Asteraceae.